This is a messenger RNA of Lentinula edodes (shiitake mushroom), 822 nucleotides long. RefSeq lists its product as uncharacterized. NCBI's taxonomy places the organism in Eukaryota, Fungi, Basidiomycota, Agaricomycetes, Agaricales, Omphalotaceae. The record is from RefSeq and is a predicted model, not a curated record. The coding region runs from base 1 to 822 and encodes 273 amino acids. The transcript has 3 exons.
AUGGCCAGUUCAUGGACUGACGGGAUCUUUCUCAAGAUCGUCAACAUCAUCGUAUACGUAUUAUUCCUCGGAUCCAACAUCUACACCGUCGCUUCCCCCUCCGACAUCUAUUUCACCGGAAAAGAAACAUACAUCACCCCCGCUCCUUGGGCCUUCUUAAUCUGGACCCUCAUCCACAUUCUCCUCCUCGGAACCAUCAUCUACCAAUUCUUCCCUUCCGGCAAACCCACCAUCAUCGACUCCAUCUCCUUCCGCCUUCCCCUCCUCGGUCUUCUCAACGCCAUCUUCGUCACCCUAUGGGCGCGUCAAUCUUAUAUCGCUGCGUUCGUAUUCGCACUCCUCGUGUCAUCCGCGGUGACCCAUAUCUAUUACAUCGUCAAGAAACACCACGCGUCGCAGUCUCUCGCCGACGAGCUGUUUAUACACCUCCCGUUUUCGUUGUAUCACGGGUGGAGCACGGUUCUGGUCAUCAUCACGGUGUUUGAGGCGUUUGGGAAUGAUGCGCUCCAUGAGAAAGCUGGGGUUUGGACCAAAGUCCUAGUAUUCCUCGCUUUAUUCUUCCUCGAAGCCACCGCCGCCACAUACGCCUUCUCCACCCCCGAAGGCGACCUGCCCGCCUCCAUCGCCAUCUGCUGGUCCCUCUUCGCCAUCUUCGCACACCAACGCUCUCCUGGCUUCAUCCACUGGUCUGCUCUCGCCUUUGCCCUCCUUUCCCUCGUGUGGGUCUUGAAAGGCGGUUAUGGUCUCGUUGUGCGCUCUAGAGCAAGUGGUGGGAUUCGGUUGGAGGAUCCGGAACGGGCGCCGUUGGUUGGUGGGAAUUGA